GGCGAUGACGAUGAAGAGAGUGGCUGUCUGACUGCCUCUUGUCCUCCCCCCACCACCAUCCCAUUCCCAUCCUUCCAUCCGUUCCUCUAAAAAAAUAAACUUCGGAUCAGCCAAAUCUCAUUCUCCAGCAGUCCGAGCCCACCGAGGCGGGCAGCGGCGACGCGAGGUGCUUUGCCUGAAUCUCAGAAUCCCAGAAGUGUGUCAACGGAGAUUAAGGGGAGAAGGAAAUUAUAUGAAGAAGAAAGGGAGAUGAAGGUGGAAGAGAGAUGAGCUCCCCUAAAUUUUCAGCCUGCAUCUGCCACUGGUCAUCGCCACACGCUCAUGCUCGGAAAAAGAAUAGGUUUCCUGAAGAAAUGAUGGAAGGGGAGGCAGAUAUCGUGGUUGGUUCUUGUUCUAAGCCAUGUGGGCCCUUGGAGGAAUACCACAUUCCAGAUUACAUUCUGAAGCCUGAUUGCCAACAAGUGAUUGUCGAUCAUGCUCCUCCCUGUCCUGUAGUAGUGUUCAUCAACUCAAGGUCUGGCGGCCAACUUGGAAGUAGUUUGAUCAAAACAUACCGUGAGCUCCUCAAUGAAGCACAGGUUUUUGACCUCUCAGAAGAGGCUCCAGAUAAGGUGUUGCACCGUUUAUAUGUCAACCUUGAAAGACUCAAGAUGGAAGGAGACAUUCUUGCUGUUCAAAUUUGGAGGACGCUGAGGCUAAUUGUUGCAGGCGGUGAUGGUACAGCUAGCUGGCUGCUUGGGGUGGUCAGUGACCUUAAGCUUGCUCACCCACCUCCAGUUGCGACUGUGCCUCUGGGAACAGGAAAUAACCUUCCCUUUUCAUUUGGAUGGGGAAAGAAGAAUCCUUCUACGGACCAAGAGGCUGUAAAAUCGUUCCUUGGGCUAGUGAAGCAUGCAAAAGAAAUUAAGAUUGAUAGUUGGCACAUCAUUUUGAGAAUGCGAGUUCCAAAAGAAGGUCCAUGUGAUCCUAUUGCUCCAUUAGAGUUGCCUCACUCGUUGCAUGCAUUUCAUCGUGUCUCAAGUGGUGACUCCUUCAAUAUGGAAGGUUACCACACAUUCCGUGGAGGAUUUUGGAAUUAUUUUAGUAUGGGGAUGGAUGCAGAAGUGUCUUAUGCAUUUCAUUCUGAAAGGAAGAGGAAUCCAGAGAAGUUCAGGAACCAGCUGACAAAUCAGGGUACAUAUGCUAAGCUUGGACUUAAACAAGGAUGGUUUUGCGCUUCUCUAAGUCAACCAUCGUCAAGGAACCUUGCUCAACUUGCAAAGGUAAAGGUCAUGAAAAGACCUGGUAGCCAGUGGGAGGAACUUCAGGUUCAUCACAGCAUCCGGUCAAUUGUCUGUCUGAACCUUCCUAGUUUUUCUGGAGGACUGAAUCCUUGGGGCAUGCCUGGCACAAGGAGAGCAGCAGAUAGGGAGUUUACCGCACCUUUUGUCGACGAUGGACUCAUUGAGGUUGUUGGCUUCCGUGACGCUUGGCAUGGGCUGGUCCUGUUGGCCCCUAAUGGACAUGGUACUCGCAUUGCGCAGGCCCAUAGAAUCCGGUUCGAGUUCCACAAAGGCGCGGCGGACCACACGUUCAUGAGGGUCGAUGGAGAGCCGUGGAAGCAGCCUCUCCCGAUGGACGACGACACCGUCGUCGUGGAGAUCUCCCACCUCAGGCAGGUCACCAUGCUGGCAAACGAGCCCUGCAGGUCCAAGAGCGUCAGCGACCCGUCCUUGCCAUCCCCGGCCCACGACAGCCAUGGCGACGACAAGGAUGCCGCGGAGGAGGACGAGGAUGAGUGGGAGGAUGGCAGGAGGAAGUUUGGGGCCGCGGAUACCUUCAAGCUCCCUGACGAGAUCGACAUUGCUCAUCUCAGUUGAGCUUCGCUUCUGCAUUGUCGUGUGCAUUCUGAUCAUAUAUAGGAAUUGAUUUGCUAUAUGAUUGCCUCAGCCCUGUAUAAGUGGAUCUAAUGUAUAAUUGCAAAAACACACGAACAUUUUUUUUCCAUUCAAGAAUGCAGCGUUUGCUUUUUGUUAAAAAGUGGCUCAAAUAUUUAAUGUAGAUAUAUUGCUACUGUAUGUAA
Panicum hallii is the source of this 2062-nucleotide messenger RNA. RefSeq names its product diacylglycerol kinase 5-like. Lineage: Eukaryota; Viridiplantae; Streptophyta; Magnoliopsida; Poales; Poaceae. The coding region runs from base 267 to 1859 and encodes 530 amino acids. The record is from RefSeq and is a predicted model, not a curated record. The transcript has 14 exons. Gene Ontology annotation, molecular function: ATP-dependent diacylglycerol kinase activity.